AUGGAGCUCAAGAUGGGAAGCGUCCUGCUGUCUCUUCUUUUCUGGUACAAAGCUGCGCUGGCCCUUUCCCCCGGCGAGGAUGAGAGACUGGAGCUGUGGCACAGCAAGGCUUGCAAAUGCGAUUGCCAAGGAGGUCCUAACUUGGUGUGGUCCAGCAGAACUAACAGCUUAGAGUGCAUGCCAGAGUGCCCCUACCACAAGCCUCUGGGCUUUGAGUCCGGCGCUGUCACCCCCGACCAGAUCAGCUGCUCCAACCCCGAGCAGUACACGGGCUGGUACUCCUCAUGGACAGCCAACAAGGCCCGCCUCAACGGCCAAGGCUUCGGGUGCGCCUGGCUCUCCAAGUACCAGGACAACGGGCAGUGGCUGCAGAUCGACCUGAAGGAGGUGAAGGUGAUCUCGGGGAUCCUCACGCAAGGGCGCUGUGAUGCCGACGAGUGGAUGACUAAGUACAGCGUGCAGUACCGCACUGACGAGAAUCUCAACUGGGUUUACUACAAGGACCAGACCGGGAACAACCGGGUUUUCUACGGCAACUCGGACCGGUCGUCCUCAGUGCAGAACCUGCUGCGGCCGCCCAUCGUGGCCCGCUACAUCCGCCUCAUCCCACUGGGCUGGCACGUGCGCAUCGCCAUCCGCAUGGAGCUCCUCGAGUGCCUGGGCAAGUGCGGCUGAGCCCCUGCCAGCCCCGCGUAGUCCUCUGGGACAGGAAUGAGGAGGUGUCCGCCUGUACAGCCACCUCAUCUCACUGUUGAUGUGUGCUGAGGCCACGGUCCUGCAGUGUAAAUGUCCACCCUGCAAGUGGAAGGGCUUUCUUGAAUAAAACAUUGCUUUAUGCCAUGCCUGGCGAUAAAGCUA
Messenger RNA from Anas platyrhynchos (mallard), 858 nucleotides. RefSeq names its product retinoschisin 1 (gene RS1). The record is from RefSeq and is a predicted model, not a curated record. NCBI's taxonomy places the organism in Eukaryota, Metazoa, Chordata, Aves, Anseriformes, Anatidae.